Molecule: messenger RNA, 285 nt
Organism: Dacryopinax primogenitus
Lineage: Eukaryota; Fungi; Basidiomycota; Dacrymycetes; Dacrymycetales; Dacrymycetaceae
Exons: 2
Coding region: 1-285 (94 amino acids)
Source: RefSeq, a predicted model, not a curated record
AUGGCCUCCUUCCUCGACGGAAUCCUCAACCUCAUCUCCUCCCUCCUGCACGCAAUCCUCAGCAUCUUCCAAGCUGCUUUUGCCAUCCUCCAGCAGCUGCUCGUUGCCCCUUUCCAGCUUAUCCGAGCUGCGUGGCACGCGCUUACCGCUACGGUAGGAGGCGUAGUGGGGUUCGUUACCGGGAAUGUAGUCGUGCUCGUUAUCGUAGUCGCGGUGGUCGUGUAUUUUCUCAUGAAUCGGACGAGGGCUCCCGGUGCGGGAACGAGUACGGCCAAAGCGGGUUGA